GGCUGUAGUCAACGACCCACAAACUUUUAUGGAGUUGGUUCACCUGAUUGCAGAGACACCGACAGACACCAGCACGCCAGGCGCUGGAGAGAGCAGGACCGGCCCCCCCUCGCAGCCACACAGUGGCCACAGCGACGACGGCCGGAGCCCAGCCACAGCUGUGCCCCCCACCACUCCCCAGGCCACUCCACAGCCUGACGACGCUGCCGUCUAUCACCUGCGAAAUGUAUCUGGAGACAUGAAGGGCGAGAUGCUGAUUGCGGCAGCUAAGGAGGGGUCAGUGAGCAAAGUGCGAACGUUGAUGGCAGUGGGGGCGGACGUGGAGGCGAAGGACGAGAACAAGCGGACAGCACUGCACUGGGCAUCAGCCAUGGGGCAUGGGGAGGUGGCGGCCCAUCUGUUGGAGGUAGGAGCAGGCGUUAACGCCAGGGACCGCUGGCAGAACACGCCUCUCCAUCUGGCUGCAUGGAAAGGCCAUGCAGCUGUGGUGCGGCUGCUGGCAGCUUCCUCUGCCGACCACAACGCCAGGGAUCAAAGUGGAAGCACGCCACUGCACGAUGCAGCACGGCGUGGCCGCACAGAGGCGGCGGCUGCACUGUUAGAGGCAGGGGCCGACAGGGAAGACAGGAAUUAUGGUGGGGACACGCCGCUGGACCUAGCCGAGCGGAACAACCACCAGUCGCUCAUAGACAUCCUAAGAUCAAGCUGAGUGUAAUGCAGACGACUACGGAGUAAAAUAAAUAAAGCUUUCUGUGUAACCUCUGCUACUUUUAAAAUAAACAAUUCAGAAAAGUUAA
This is a messenger RNA of Schistocerca americana (American grasshopper), 797 nucleotides long. Its product is annotated as poly [ADP-ribose] polymerase tankyrase-1-like. Lineage: Eukaryota; Metazoa; Arthropoda; Insecta; Orthoptera; Acrididae. Bases 29 to 709 code for a protein of 226 amino acids. The transcript is spliced from 3 exons. The record is from RefSeq and is a predicted model, not a curated record. Gene Ontology annotation, molecular function: protein binding. Gene Ontology annotation, cellular component: nucleus. Gene Ontology annotation, biological process: regulation of gene expression.